GUUGUGAAAUGUUCGGGUGGUUCAUGUUUUGUCUUUUACAAUUUACUUGUUGAUUUCUUUUAACACAAACUUUAAUUAAGUGAAGCUCGAAAAACAUUUAGACAGUGAGAUAUGUCGUUAUAGUGCCGCGGGUUCGAUCUCAGUGAUCCUCGCCUCCACACAUUUUCGGCUGCUAAUUGAUCAGGACUCGGCAUGGAGGACGAGGUGACGUUCCUGUUCCAGAUGGGUCUGCUGCGGGACGCGGUGUCGGCGCCCGCGCACCGCCUCACACUCGCCUACCUCAAGGAGCUCGCCGUCAACUUCGUGCACGAUAAGAUCCCGGAGCACGGGCUGGCGCGGCUGGGGGACCGCAUCCUGCUGUUCCGGCACGACUACUGCUCGCCCAACGUGCUGCAGCUGCUCAACUCCGCCGCCGACGUCACCGACGAGACCAUUCUCGAGAUCGUGCUCACCGCCAACCCAUCGAUCUGCGACGGCGGCGUGGAGUCGUGCGCGGCGGCGUCGCGGCCGCACACACUGGCGGUGCACUCGUACAAGGCGCCCACGUUCUGCGACUUCUGCGGCGAGAUGCUGUUCGGCCUCGUCAGGCAGGGACUUAAGUGCGAGGGUUGCGGGUUAAACUAUCACAAGCGGUGCGCGGUGAAGGUGCCGUCGAACUGCGAGGCGCCGCCGGCGGCGGGCGGCGGUGCGGGCGGCGCGCGGCGGCAGUCGGGCGCGCCGCGCAGCCCCUCCCGCGCCUCCGACGACUCGCUGGUAAGGCGCCUCGCCGACCUCAGCAUCGGCGGCGCGUCGUCGGCGAGCGGGCGGCGCGGGGCGGCGGGCGCGGGGGGGGCGGGCGGCAUCCCGCACACGUUCCAGCUGCACACGUACACGCGGCCCACCGUGUGCCGCCACUGCAAGCGGCUGCUGCGCGGCCUGUUCCGCCAGGGCCUGCAGUGCGGCGACUGCGGCUACAACGCGCACCGCCGCUGCCUGCCCCACGUGCCCAAGGACUGCGGCGCCGACCUCAGAGACCCGCCAGCGGAGUUCCCGGACAGCUGCAGCACGGGCAGCGAGCUGUCGGAGCCGCGCGCCGGCGACGACGACUCCGACGACGCCGCCGACGCGACUGACACGCCCGACACGCCCGACACCAACAACACGCACGACGACAACCGCAGCAGCGAGGUGGAGCUACGGAAGCGGGAGGAGGAGGAUGACGAGCCCCAGAGAGACGUGCCCGACCACAACACCAGCCGACCCAGCAGCUCGUCGUCGUCGCCCAGCGCCAACAUCCCGCUCAUGCGCAUCGUGCAGUCCGUCAAGCACACCAAGCGCCGCGACGGCCAGUGGCUCAAGGAGGGCUGGCUCGUGCACUGCACCAACAAGGACAAGACCCUCAAGCGGCACUACUGGCGGCUGGACAGCAAGUCGGUGACGCUGUUCACGUCGGAGCAGGGCAGCAAGUACUACAGGGAGAUCCCGCUGGAGGAGAUCCUCGCCGUGGAGGCGGCGCGCCCCGACUCCGCCCACUGCUUCGAGCUGCGCACCGCCAACGUCGACUACCUCGUCGGCGCGGAGGGCGGCGCCGCCCUGCCCCCGCCCGACUCCGGCGUCGGCGCCUACCUCGCCCGCCCCUGGGAGACCGCCCUGCGCCACGCGCUCAUGCCGCAUACGCGCUCCGGCCAGGGCGCCUACACCGUGCCCGCCCCCGACGGCGCGGCGGGCGCGGGCGGCGCGGGGGGCGGGGCGGCCGGCGAUGCAGCGGGCGCGGGCGAGGCGGCGCGCGGUGCGGAGAUGGCGCAGCUGUACCGCAUCCACCCGGACGAGGUGCUCGGCUCGGGGCAGUUCGGCAUCGUGUACGGAGGCCUGCACCGCGCCACCGGCCGCCCCGUCGCCGUCAAGGUGAUCGACAAGCUGCGCUUCCCGACCAAGCAGGAGGCGCAGCUCAAGAACGAGGUGGGCAUCCUGCAGGCGCUGUCGCACCCGGGCGUCGUGACGCUGGAGCGCAUGUUCGAGACGCCGGAGCGCAUCUUCGUGGUGAUGGAGAAGCUGCGCGGCGACAUGCUGGAGAUGAUCCUGGCGGCGCCGCGCGCGCGCCUGCCCGAGCGCACCGCCAAGUUCCUGGUGGCGCAGGUGCUCGUGGCGCUCAAAUACCUGCACGAGAAGAACGUCGUGCACUGCGACCUCAAGCCCGAGAACGUGCUGCUGUCGUCCGCCGCCGACUUCCCGCAGGUGAAGCUCGCCGACUUCGGCUUCGCGCGCAUCAUCGGCGAGAAGUCGUUCCGGCGCUCCGUCGUGGGCACGCCCGCCUACCUCGCGCCCGAGGUGCUCCGCAACAAGGGGUACAACCGCUCGCUCGACAUGUGGUCGGUCGGCGUCAUCGUGUACGUGUCGCUGUCCGGCACGUUCCCCUUCAACGAGGACGAGGACAUCAACGAGCAGAUCCAAAACGCUGCCUUCAUGUACCCGCCGGUGCCGUGGGCGGAGAUCUCGGCGGAGGCGGUGGACCUCAUCAACAAUCUGCUGCAGGUGAAGCAGCGCAAGCGGCUGUCGGUGGACAAGUGCGCGGCGCACGCGUGGCUGCAGACGGCGCAGGCGUGGGCGGACCUGCGCGCGCUCGAGGCCCGCGUCGGCCGCCGCUACCUCACGCACCCCAGCGACGACGCGCGCUGGGAGCAGCGCUGA
Aricia agestis (brown argus) is the source of this 2667-nucleotide messenger RNA. It is a transcript of the gene PKD, whose product is annotated as serine/threonine-protein kinase D1. Gene Ontology annotation, biological process: protein phosphorylation. The record is from RefSeq and is a predicted model, not a curated record. Gene Ontology annotation, molecular function: protein serine/threonine kinase activity; ATP binding. NCBI's taxonomy places the organism in Eukaryota, Metazoa, Arthropoda, Insecta, Lepidoptera, Lycaenidae. The transcript is spliced from 10 exons. The coding region runs from base 193 to 2667 and encodes 824 amino acids.